AUGCGUAGAAGAAGAAUAGGGGAAGACGUAGAUGAAGUAGAAGAGAAGGAGGAGAAGAAGAACCAGAAAAUCGGAAGAAAAACAAGGGAAGAAGUAGAAGAGGAAAAGAAUCAGAGGACAUACCUUUGGUGUUUGUCCAGAAGAAUCACUAAGGCGAUCGCUCCUUUGCCUAUUCUCGCUUACAUGUUGAUGCCAAAACUUGAUGAUAUGUUGGAGGAUGCGCUUAGUUCUAGAUUUUGUUUUGGUUUAGAAUGGAUGAAGCUUACAAAACUCUUUGUCUCUGUUUCCAGGGAUUUUCGGCAUGAAAAGACAAAGAAGAAGCGUGGUAGCUAUAGAGGUGGGCAGAUUGACCUGCAAUCUCACUCUGUGAAGUUCAAUUAUGAUGACGAUGAUUGA
Molecule: messenger RNA, 396 nt
Organism: Ilex paraguariensis (yerba mate)
Lineage: Eukaryota; Viridiplantae; Streptophyta; Magnoliopsida; Aquifoliales; Aquifoliaceae
Source: the annotation of a GenBank genome assembly